AUGGCGAACUUGAGGAUUGCGGUGACCAUGAAACCAUUAUUGCUUGCUGGUUGCUCAUCCUCGUCCCCACUCAUCCCCGGUAUCUUCCUCAUUUCCAUGUGGUAUGAAAAAUACACGCCCACCUAUUCUUCCGAACAAGUCGACCCUGGAGUCAACGCGGCGAUCGCAAACAUUGUGGGAAACGCUCAAUUGGGAGUGCGCGUGGGAUACUUUGGCAUCUGCAUAAACGGCGAUGGCGGUUCAUGGAUCUGCUCAAACAACGCAACCGCCCUUGCAGAUGGAGUUUCCAUCGACCAGGAUCCGCUCAACCUGAUCUGGGUCGCCAGCACCUUCAAGGACGCCGUCGUGUUCCCCUACCUGAUCAUCGUCGCCAUCAUCCUCGCCUUCGUUACCUUCAUUCUCCUCGCCACCUUUCCCGGUUGGCACGAGGAGCGUGACGCGGCAACCGGUUCCGACGUCGACGUCAAGCCGUUCCCAUCAAGACCCGUCUCUCAAGUAGCACUUGCGCUGAUCUUCAUCGCCAGCAUCUUUAUCUUGGUCAGUGUGCUUUGGCAACACACCGCUUCGGUUGCAGCAGCAGCAGUGGCACAGGACCUGGGCAAUGGCUCAGUGAAAUCGGGAAUAGGGACCAGUGCCAUGGUGUUGGGCUGGUUCGGAUUUGUCCUUUUUAUCAUCGUCACGAUAGGAUUGUUGGUUAUGAUCCUCAGCAUCAUUGUCUUGGACCGUCUGACAGAUAACGAUUAA
This is a messenger RNA of Westerdykella ornata, 744 nucleotides long. Its product is annotated as membrane fusion mating protein FIG1. Gene Ontology annotation, cellular component: mating projection tip; membrane. The transcript has 2 exons. Gene Ontology annotation, biological process: conjugation with cellular fusion. The record is from RefSeq and is a predicted model, not a curated record. Lineage: Eukaryota; Fungi; Ascomycota; Dothideomycetes; Pleosporales; Sporormiaceae. The coding region runs from base 1 to 744 and encodes 247 amino acids.